GCGUUCAAGUGUGACCAUAACUUGUGAGCUAGAUUUAUCGGUAUUUUUUUGUGUGAAAACGACAACAUUUUCAUUUUGCUUUCGCGAACGAAUUCAUCGAAUCGAACAAUGUCUGAGGAUAACAAUCAAACUAAUGGGACUACCAAUGGUGAUGUGCCCGAAAUCGAAUUGAUUAUUAAGGCAUCGACCAUUGACGGUAGACGAAAGGGAGCAUGCUUGUUCUGUCAAGAAUAUUUCAUGGACUUGUAUCUUUUGGCCGAAUUGAAAACGAUCAGUUUAAAGGUCACAACAGUUGAUAUGCAAAAGCCACCACCAGAUUUCCGUACCAAUUUCGAAGCAACACAUCCACCAAUUUUAAUUGACAACGGAUUGGCCAUCUUGGAAAAUGAUAAAAUCGAAAGACACAUCAUGAAAAGCAUUCCAGGUGGCUACAAUCUCUUCGUACAGGACAAAGAGGUUGCCACAUUGAUUGAGAAUAUCUAUUCAAAGUUGAAAUUGAUGUUGGUGAAAAAGGAUGAAACAAAGAAUAACGCAUUGUUAGGCCAUUUAACAAAGAUCAACGACCAUUUGGCACAAAGAGCUACACGUUUCUUGACUGGCGACACAAUGUGCUGUUUCGAUUGCGAACUCAUGCCACGACUUCAACACAUUCGAGUAGCUGGAAAAUACUUUGUUGACUUUGAAAUUCCGGUACAUCUGACAGCAUUGUGGCGAUACAUGUAUCAUAUGUAUCAAUUGGAUGCGUUCACACAGUCGUGCCCGGCCGACCAAGAUAUCAUAAAUCACUAUAAAUUACAGCAGUCGAAAGGUGAUCACAAGAUGCUGAAAAUGAAGAAACACGAGGAAUUGGAAACUCCAACAUUUACAACAUCAAUUCCAAUUGAUAUUGUUGAAUAAAGAGCACAAAGGUUCUUGAUGCAUACAACAAAACAAACAACCAACGCAAUUUGCAAUCAACAAUAAUUCUACAGAAGAAGAAAAUACACACACACACUUCAAGGAUAAAGAAAAACAAACAACAUCAACAUAAAAAAAAACUAACUAAAUAUUACGAUAUUUACACAAACACACACACAUAUACGAGGCCAAUUCGAGAUAAAUAGCAAAUUGUUUAGCCGCUGUUUUCAAGCAAACAUUUUUAUGUAUUCUUCAUGAUAGACUCAUAAGCGAAUGCAGAAUUAAAUAAAUACAAAAAAAUCAAAACACUUUGAAGAAGUAUCAAAAAAAAUCUGAGAGCAAAACAACAAUUUAUAUAAUAUAAUGAAAUUGCGAACAACAGCGAAUGUUGUCUUAGUCUAACUUACAUCCGCCUUAUAUUCAAAUAGAAUACGUACAAAUAUGAAAGAUGAAAAUAUAUAAAGUAUUUUAGAUUAAAUUACCAACGAAAUGCACUUUUCUUAAA
This is a messenger RNA of Contarinia nasturtii (swede midge), 1402 nucleotides long. It is a transcript of the gene Clic, whose product is annotated as chloride intracellular channel exc-4. The transcript is spliced from 7 exons. Gene Ontology annotation, cellular component: cytoplasm; apical plasma membrane. The record is from RefSeq and is a predicted model, not a curated record. Bases 109 to 897 code for a protein of 262 amino acids. Gene Ontology annotation, molecular function: chloride channel activity. Lineage: Eukaryota; Metazoa; Arthropoda; Insecta; Diptera; Cecidomyiidae. Gene Ontology annotation, biological process: chloride transport.